AUGGCGGCCGCCUGCGGCAAGUGGCACACGGCGCUGGUGCUGGACGACGGCGAGGCGCUCCUCUUCGGGAGGAACGACUACGGCCAGUGCGCUCUGCCCGCCGAGCGCCUGCGCGGCCGCAGGGUGACGCAGGCCGCCUGCGGCAGGAGGCACACGGCGCUGGUGCUGGACGACGGCGAGGCGCUCCUCUUCGGGGAGAACAACUUCGGCCAGUGCGCUCUGCCCGCCGAGCGCCUGCGCGGCCGCAGGGUGACGCAGGCCGCCUGCGGCUGGGACCACACGGCGCUGGUGCUGGACGACGGCGAGGCGCUCCUCUUCGGGGGGAACGCCUACGGCCAGUGCGCUCCUCUUCGGGUGGAACAACUACGGCCAGUGCGCUCUGCCCGCCGAGCGCCUGCGCGGCCGCAGGGUGACGCAGGGCCUCGACGACGCGGGGCCCGUGCAGCUGGCGCCGCCGCACCUGGACGGGGCCGCCCAGCGGCCUUCGGCGCCGCAGGCGUCCGGGGCGCCGCAGGCGUCCGGGGGGCAGGCGUCGCAGGCGCGCGCUGUGAAGACUGA
Molecule: messenger RNA, 558 nt
Organism: Prorocentrum cordatum
Lineage: Eukaryota; Dinophyceae; Prorocentrales; Prorocentraceae
Source: the annotation of a GenBank genome assembly